Molecule: messenger RNA, 21969 nt
Organism: Lymnaea stagnalis (great pond snail)
Lineage: Eukaryota; Metazoa; Mollusca; Gastropoda; Lymnaeidae
Source: the annotation of a GenBank genome assembly
AAUUUUUACAAGACCGGCAUAGUCUUCAAACAAAAUAGGAUACUUCAAACUGAGUACAGUAAAGAAUCCCCGAUUAAUCUAAGAUGGAACAAAACAGUGUUGUUGUGUUAUUAACUUAUUUUCACUAUUAGCCGAAGAAUACUUAUUUAUUAUGUAUAGUAUAAAAUUAUUUUACUUUAGGGGUCGUCCAUUAGUUACGUCAACACUUUUUAAGCAAUUUAUGACACCCCCCCCCCCCAACCCCUUGUCAACAACUGCCAAACUUUCAAUGACCCUCCCUUUUUAAUUAUGUAAAUAAAAAAAAAAAAAAACAAAAAAAAAAACACCAAAGUACAUAAAUAAAUUUAUAAAUACAAUUUACCUCCUGCUGAUUAGCAGAUGGCUGAUCUAUUUUAUUAAAUAAUGACAAUAAAAUUGUAGGAAAACCAUUUCAUUACAAAUAAAUAGAUCUUUAGCUUGUUAAUCAACAAGUUAAAAAGUUUUACACUUAAAUUUUAUAUUGCAGAAUUAAUUGAAAAGUUGUUAACGACUAAAUAUCAUUGUUUGUGGUAUAAAUAUGAUUAUUGUCAUUAAAGCUAACAAUUAUAGCAUAGCUUCUAGCUUCUAUAAUCUUCCCAAGGAGUAGCUAGGUUUGCUUUAUCGUAACAAUGGGCAUCAGGGACAUAAUUUGGGUAGGGCAGGAGGCAUUUGCAGGUUUUAUUUAAAUUGCUAUGUAUUGCUUUGCGGCUCGCAUUGUUCUUCGCAAAUGCAAUUUCGACCAUGCUAAAACACUUCUGAGAGAGCUGCGUUGGCUGCCGGUCUGCGCUUGCAUAGAUUACGAAAUUGCAACUUUGUGCUACCGCUGCUUACAUGACCUGGCGCCGUCCUAUCUCAAAGAGCUGCUGACGCCUUAUGUACCAACUAGACAACUCCGCUCAUCCGAUAGUGGCAAACUCUCUACUCCACGUGUUGGCCUUGAGACUUACGGAAAGUGUACUUUCGCAUUUGUUGGCCCAACAAUUAGGAACGCCCUACCUGUUGCUCUGCGAAACAAUCAGACACUGGAGUCCUUUAAAACCGAUUUAAAGACACAUCUUUUUCGCAAACACCUUCUGGGAUGUUGUUGUCUACCACAUUUUCCAGUUAAUGCAUAUUGGCUGUGUUGCUUAUUGUUGAAAUGGCUAGAAAGACUUUGACUUGGUAUGCUUGUAAUUAUUUUUCGUAGUGUUGCGUUUGUUUUAAAUUAUAGAUUUUUAAACAUGGUUGACUUUGUACCGCGGUUCGAGCCUUUGGGGAUGAAGUGUGUUUUUUCAAAUAAACUUUAUUAUUAUUAUUAUCAUUACUGUGGGUCACCUCCAGUAAUAAACAACUUAACAAGCCGACCAAGUUUUUGUUUUGCCCCCCCCCAAUGAAAAGACGCCCCUGAUGGGCAUAGUCUAUACUGGCAGAUUGAUCAUUUUAAUCUUGCAGCACUGAUAUACCAGACAAGUCAACAUCAUCCUCAUCUAACCAUUCAGCACUUAAAAUUACCAUACCUGCAACAGAAUCUACAGGUGAAGAGAGGCCGAAUUUUAACAAAGUGUGCUAACAUUCUGACCAGCCAUCUGCAGUGCACAUACACACAUUAAAUAAAUCAAAAAUUUUUAAAAGCCUAAAAAUUAUAUGACUAUUUACGCUCAUUUACAUUUAUAAAUUUUUAAAAAUAAUUUAAUAACCAGUCAAUUUUUAAGAUUAAAAAUUUAAUAGAGAAAGCAAGAUUGUUGACGUCAACUAAUCUAAACCCCCCCCCCCCUUGUCAACAACUGUCAAACAUUUCCAAACCCCCUAUUUUGUUGACGUAAUUAAUGGACCCUUACCCUUGGUAAGUUUUGUUAAGAUUAGAUCAGAUUGAUCAUUGAGAUUACUUACUUUAAGUACUUUAACUUUUUAUGACUUAUGUACUUAUGUCACUUAUGAAAUGUGACUAUUUCACUUAUACUUAGGGUAGGGCGACCAAAUCAUGAAGUGGAAAAAAUGGGACACACCCAAGGAGGGUUUGGGGGAUAGCCUCCAGCUAUAGAGGAGUCCGGGGGCCUCCGCCAGAAAUAUUGAAAUAUGCUCAUUAUAACUAUUUUCAGACCUAGAAAUCUUUUAAGGUAAAUUUGGAGAGCUGUGUUUUUUACCAUGGCCUCCAUCUUGGUUGCUGCGAACCAUGAACUUUAACAUGUUCACAGGUCGUGGCAACCAAGAUGGCGGCCAUGAAAAAAUAAAAUAACUCACAUUUGCUAAAAUUUGGAAUAAAACGUUAAAAAUUAAUGAAAAAAUUGUCCUAAAUGUAUCCCUAAACCUAACCUGAACCCUAAACUUAUCCCUAACCUUUGUUUUGACCCUAUCGGAACCAGGGUUUUAACCCUUGGAACCAGGGUUUUGACCCUAUUGGAACCAGGGUUUUGACCCUGAAAACUAGGAAAAUGAACAAAAACAAAUAAAAUGGCAAGAAAUAAUGAAAAUCCAACUUACAGUUUCAUGGAAUACACUUUUACACACUUUAUUUUAGGUUCCUCCGAAAAUAAUAUCCAGAAAAUGAAUGAAGCACCAUGCUGUCAUUUUCAAAGAUGGCGGAACACAUAGAAAUAUUAAAAUUAGCUAACCAAUGAAAUUUUAAUUAAAAUUAAUUAACCAAUAAAAAUUUGCCAUCGUUAUAUUAAUGAAAAUGUAACUCUUUUAACAAAAAAAAUAAGCAACUUAACAAAACACGCAAAUGACGUCAGGGUGCUAUCUCUCAAAAUUUGCCUUUUUUAAAAUUUACCUUCACUUUUGUAAUUUAAUUUAAACUCUGAGGCAUAUCAUAAACGAAAACAAUAAUUUUGCAGUGAAUAUGGUAGGGACACUGUCUUUUAUGCAGUGUCGGCAGAGUGGUAGAGGGAGAACAGUGCAGCCAUCAUGCGAGCCCACAUUACUACUGGCACUGGCUACGCAGGUAGCCAAAAUGUUACUUGAAGUUAAAUUAUAAAUUAGGAAGUUUAAGUGCUUUGAAAAUGUGUUUGGUUUUAGAAAUGGGAUAUUUAAGCGUCCCAAGAGACUUUUUUUGGGACACCGAGUACGAUUGUGAAAAAAAGAGACUAUCUCGUUUUUACGGGACACUUGGUCACUCUAACUUAAGGGCCAUCCAUAAAUGACACCACAUAAAUUUUGAUGAUUUUUGACCAAAAAAAUUACCCCCCCCCCCCAAAAUAAAAUCACCAAUCUCCGCCCCCCCCCCCCCCCUAUAUAAUUACCUGUGUCCACUAUUGUCCAUUACAAACCCUUAAGAAAUUCACCUCCCAUGGAUAUCAAAUUACAGCAACUGUGUCAGAAACAUUUCACUAGAACAGUUAGGACCAGCUCAAGGCGGGUACGAUGCGUGAUCAUUACACAGGCGGGCAGCGGCAAAAUAUGUUAGAAUUUAAAAAAAUAAGUUCUGAACUCUACCCAUAAUUUUCCAGAGGGCGACAAUUGCCUAUUUUCACCCAACCUUAAAAUGUCUAGCGCCGGCCCAGAGAACAGUGGUUCUAAACCAGGGAUAAAAGUACCUCUCCAGAGCUGAGGUGUGGAAGUCCAGAAAACUGCAUUUGCUCCGAUUGCUAGUUGUUGCUGCCUUUUUUAACAAAAAUAAGUUUUAUGCAUUUUGAUUAGCAGCAGUAAAUGUUUUUCUGGUGAAUUUGUUGCCCCAUUACUUGCAUUGGUAAUUUUUAUUUUUUUAAAAGUUAAUGAAAGAAUUAAAACCACGAUAACUAAAUUAUUUAAGCAUGCUUAAUUUUAUUACCAUAUAAUUUAUACAUUUUGGGGGUAAGGGGAAUGUUUAAAACGGAGUGGGCCUGCAGCACUGCAAAAAGGUUCAGAAUCCUUCCCCUACGCAGUAUUCCUAAUUCUAUGACUCCCGUGUCCACGUUUAGCCAUAAAUUUUCAUGACUGUCAUUGUAACUACACCCCGAUUCUCCUCCUUCCUGGCAUCCUGUAACUUGAACAGAGCCCAAUUCUCAGACCUCGCAUACUUGUCUGAUUCUCUCAGUGAUAGCAGUUUAAAAAUAAAAUGAUUUUAAUUGUUGUAGAAAAGAAUAAUGCUAAAAAUGUCUGUAAUGUCAUUUAUGGAUGGCCCUUUAUAAUUACAAUUAUAAUCAUAAUAAAAAGGCAAUAGUCUCUAUCAAGUCUCAUACUCAUAGUCAUAACAAACUUGGUUGCUACAAAGUCAAAAGGAGUGUUAGCGCAUUGUCAUUAUUGAUUAGGAGAUUAGUAGUGGGGGGUUGGGCUCUUAAAUUAAGACAUGAAGAAGGACUGAAGGUGGGGGAAUAGAAAAGACUAAGAAGGCCUUCGCCUUUUGGGCUUUGGGUGGAAUAUAAUUAUAAAGUAGUGUAUAUAAUUAAUAAUUUAAGAUUGAGAGUUGGCACCCGGCGAUGGGAAUCAAACCCCUUUUGAAAGCUUUUUCUGUUAGAAAUUUCGGUUCCUAAACAACUUAAAGUUAAUUUUUGGUUAGCGGUACAGAUAAGGCUGGCGAUUAGUUGGCAUGUUUUUGAAAUGAACUUUAUUAUUAUUAUAUAGGUAAUGGAGGUUCUUCCAGGCCUAUGUCUACUUCAGUCUCUUGCUCCGUAUUCAAGAGAUUUAGAUUUUUAUCUUUGUGUUUACUUACUUAAUGCAAGUUUGUAUGUUCAUAUUUUCUAUUUUGAAACUUAAAAUAAGUUUGGAUUUGGUUCAGUAACAACUAAAGUUUGGGCUUGGGUUCUAUUCGGCAACCACUGUAGUUCCAAGGAUUUUGGCAGUGGAAUUGUGGGUAGGGGAGGGGGCAUCAACAAAAGGGGUGAUAGGAAGCAGCUGCUUCCAAAACUAAGUUAGGUGGGGCGUAACGCUACCCCCUUCCCUGUUUUUUAAUUUAAAUUAAAAAAUAAAUAUUCCAAAGUUUAAAAAAACAACUCAAUAUGGGUGUGUGUGUGUGUUUAUGUUGUUUGUGAUUUUCGUCAAGAGAAAAAAAGUAUAAUUUAAUAAUUUAAUUGUUAAGCUUGAGUUAGGAAUUGAAUCCAAUCCUCUAGAAAAGAGUGACACAUGUUUUGACUGCACAGCCAUCCAACCGAACUCUGAAAUUUAAGACUUGAAACUAAAAUACAAAUUAUAGGCCUGCUCAAAUCAUUUUUUACAAUAAUCACUGGAUUUAUUUGCUGAAAAAGAUAUAGAAUUAUUGAGCUUUUAGCAAAAUUGCAAUAAUUUGUUUUCAAUAUUAUUAUUGAACAGUCAUCAAUAAUCUAAGAAUUUUUUAACUGAAAUUUUUGUACUUGUGUUACUAAUAUUCAUACUAAACUCCAGAAUUAAGCUCCAAUUCCAUGACUGACAUGUUCCAAACACAGUAUUUAAUAAGUACGGGGGGGAUGCUUGUAUUCCACCACCUGUUUGGGGGGGGGGGAGGGGGGGGGGGAUAGAUGCCUCUGGGUGGGGGGUGAUGAAAAAAUAUAAUUUUCGUUUACAAAAAUCGUUUAUAAACUCCAGAAUUAAGCUCCAAUUCCAUGACUGACAUGUUCCAAACACAGUAUUUAAUAAGUACGGGGGGGAUGCUUGUAUUCCACCACCUGUUUGGGGGGGGGGGAGGGUGGGGGGGAUAGAUGCCUCUGGGUAGGAGAUGAUGAAAAAAUAUAAUUUUCGUUUACAAAAAUCGUUUUGCAAUUGGGUUUGCUAGUUUUAAUUAAAGUGUAAGCGUUUCUGGCACAAGUGCUGAUGUAAGACCAUGUCGGUUCUUAAAUGUUUGUGAUAGGUUCAUUUGAGUUGGUUCGUACUUGUCACAUUGAAGUUUGAGUUGAGUUCAGUGUUGGUCAUUAGCAGGGUUGGGGUUCAUUCAUCCGCAGGCUUUGAGUUUGGUUGGGUCAUCAGCAGGGUUCAAGUGUGGUAUCUUUGGUUGUGGUUCAAUUGGCAUUUCUAGGUGAAAUGGUCGGUGCAUGUAGUUGUUACAGGGGCGGAAGACUUUGAAGAGAGUAAAAUAGCAGAGGGUUUAUACUGGAGGGGGAGAUUCUAGGCGAUAUGAUUAAGGGCAAGGCGUGGCAUGGGUGACGGGGUUCAUGUUUAUUUUUUUGGCACUAGGGGUAGGGGGAUCCUUUUCUUCAAAUGUAUCUAUAGAUAAAAAACUAAUUGAUUUUAUGUUUUCUAAAAAAUUGAAAUUUAGGGAGGUAAUUAAGAUAUACAUUGACUUUCUAUGUAUUUACAUUAGAAUUUCAGCUUUAUUUGAAAAUGUAUUAAUAACAUUUUUUUUUAGCUGCUCUUUAAAUAAAAGAAUGUCAUCUCCAAAGAAAACAUUUCAAAGACUGCCUCAAGAUGUUAAACCCACUCUCUAUAAAGUGAAACUUCAGCCUGACUUACAAGAAUUCAGUUUUACAGGAUGGGAAGAAGUCACGCUGCAGGUAUAUACUAAUUGUGACAACACAAAUACAUUUGCAAAAUAUAUAACACAUGUUCAGGUUCAUUUCUAAUUAAUUUUAUUAAUCUAUCAUAAUCUAUGUCAAACUUCUUAAUUUGAAAAAAGAACAAAUUUGAUUUUAUUUUUAAGUUUCUGGUAAUUAUUUUCAUAAUUAUAUGCUUUAUAAAAAAAACUGUUCCCGCUGCCCAUCAUUUUAGGGUAAAUUAAAAAUCAUUUUUGAAAUAAGGCAUAGUUAAGUAGCUUGUUGAACCCGACAUUAUCAAAAAAUAUUUUGUAAGUCAAUUAACUAAAGUUUCAACGCAGUUCAAACUUAAUAAUGGAAGCCAACAAAUGUAAUUAGUAUACAGUAUUUACGGUAAUAAGACUGUGGUAUAGAUUGACAACAAGAAAUGAUAGCAGGACGAAAAGGUACUUCUGAAGACUAGGAAAUCUUCAUAACCACAUCAGAUUACAAAAUAAGACUUUAAAUUAUUAUGAUUUAAAAUUGUUUUAAAAAUUACUAUUUGAUUGAAUAAUUUUACAAUACUAUAAUUUUUACUUUUGAGUUCGUCAUUUUGCAGGUUAUAUCCUCUACAAAUAAGAUUGUCAUCAAUGCUUUCGACAUAGCAGUGAAAAAAGUUUGGUUAAUAGGUAAUUUAACAUUUUUGUGUUAGGUAAUUUAACAUUUUUGUGUUAGGUAAUUUAACAUUUUUGUGUUUAUAUAUUCUUGCUUUAAAGUAAUUAUGAAAGAGAUCUUUAUUUCUGAGCAUUAAUUGUACUAAAUCUUUUGUAAACAAGUUUGUUCUUUUUGUUUUAUCACCUUUCCUCCCCCCUACAUUGAAAUAGUUGCUUUAUUAUUAUUGCAUAUUUUCAUUUACAAAAAAACGUGCAUUGAUGCUAUUUUCUAUUUAUCAGAUAAUGGAAAAGAAAAGAUUCCAGAAGUUGUGGUUAAUGAUGUCAAUGAAGUAGUGGAGUUUAUAUUUCCUUAUUACAUUUUGGUGAGACCUUACAAUCUUUUUUUUGUAUUUUGUUGUUGAAAAUCAAUGUGUAUGUUUUGUCGUUCAAAUUACAUGACUACAUGAACUCAGAUUGUGGUCACAUUUAAAAACAUGAAGGAGUUAGAAAAAUUCAAAUACAGCAUAAAGAAAAUUGAUAAAUAAAAAAUCUCCUGCUGGAUCAAUGUGGGAAACAAAAAGAACGAUUGAACUUUAAACAAAACAGAACCAAAUAGCCCAAGACAUCUACAUAGGUAAACUUAAAUUACAAGAAAAUAAUAUGUAUCGAAAAAAUUAUUAUAUACCAUUUUAUUUUUCCAUUUUUGAACUUAAUAAUGUUUAUUUUUAAGGCUGUCUGCAGAAAUUUUAUUCUUUGAUCUCUCCUAUGAAAUGGCUGGCUGAAAAUGAAAAUGAGGGUGGCACGGGGUAGAUUAUCCAAGGGCCCCAUUUCUUUUUUACUUGGGCCCAGGUGGUUUAACCCUGACCCAAAUAAUCUGACCCCCCCCCCUCGAGCUUCACAGCGAAGCAGAAUCAUUAUGUCCUGAAAGGCAAUCAAGCAAAUGAACAAAAUCAGCCAGUAUAUGAGCUUUCACUCAUAAACUCUUAUUCUCAGGCCUUUUGGGCUAUGAUUAUUAUGCUGCAUACCUUAACCUUAUUUAAGUGUUUUUGGCUUUAUUGCAGAUCACACAUUUUUUCUCUGUUUAUUGAUCUGACUUUAAUGUUUCUAGCCAGGCCAGUACCUACUGAACAUUGAGUUCACUGGUCACCUGAAUGAUCAGUUGCAUGGCUUUUACAGAAAUAAGUAUGUUCAUCAAAAUGGUGAAAUUCGAUAUGCUGCUGGAACACAUUUUGAGGUAACUAUUUUAUUCUUUGAACAACAAUAAUGAAGGAAGAAAAUUAAUAAAAUUGCUAACAAUACUUUUGUCUUUUUCCCCACAACAGCAAAAAAAAUUAUAAAUGGGGGAGCAAUAGGAUAACAGCGGAUCUCAAACCGUACCAAAACCAAAAAAAAUCAAAUUCACACUGGUCCUCACCCCAACUUAAGAAUAAACACCCUUGCAACUGGUUGGUGGAAAAACACAAAUUAGUGGGUUGAAAGCCACUGUCUUUGAACAGGUGACAUAGACAAACUUCAGAAGGCACAGAACUCCGCAUGCAGACUCAUUUUUAAAUCAAAGAAACACGACCACAUUCAACCACACAUGCAGCAACUCCACUGGCUUCCAAUAUCCUCUCGCAUCAAGUACAAGUCUGCCAAUAUAUGCUUCAACUCUUUCACUGACCCUCACUUUCCUGUCUAUCUCUCUGAACUGUUGCUUCCUUACAUCCCCACAAGACAACUACGCUCUUCAACUGAUAAUAGAACCCUCUCAAUCCCAAGAACCAAAACUAAGACCAUCGGUGAACGCUCCUUCUACUUCCAUGCGCUCACUUUCUGGAACCAGCUCCCCUUCCAUAUCCGUCAUUGUGAAACCUCGUCCACUUUCAAAAAGUCCCUUAAAACCCAUCUGUUUAGGUCCGCCUAUGACCUGUGAUGCACCCUCCUUGCCCUGCCUCAUUUUCUGUCUCAGAUUGAUCCUGUAUUUAUGUUUUUUUUUUCAAAGAAUAUGCCAAAACCUGCCAAAGUGUACUUGUUUUUAUAGCCAUUUUAAUGUUUUAGCUACUGUUUUUAUAGUCAUUUUUCACAUUACUACUCUAGUGUCUCAGGUUUUUCAUUUUUCUUUUACUUUAGCCGUUUCAAUAGUUUACAUAUUUUUAAUAAUUGUAAAGCGCUUAGAGCUGUAAGGUAAGCACUAUACAAAAAUGCCUAAAUAAUGAUAAUAAUACUAAUGUCUAUAAGAGAAAAAUGCACACCUACUGUUAAAAAAUUAUUCCCCCAAAAUAAUAUACAUCUUUAUGAAUAACUUUGAAAUGUAAGAUGAUGAAAAAAAUUGGAUUAAAAUAUGUGUAAAUAUUAUUUUUUUUAUGCUAUAAAAUCAAUUCAGUCAGCGUUCAAUUAUUAAAUCGUCUAAUAAGAAAUGAUUUCUUCCUUAAUGGAAACGGUCAUGCGAAUGCUUUCCAUUACAUUAUUCCAUAAUGGAAAAUAUUUGCAUGACUGUUUACAUUACAGAGACUCUAUUUUUUUAUUUAUUGUUUCCAGAAAACAAGAUGAUGCAUUUUGAAGUUGAUAUGGAGGAAUUUAUAUUCAGAGAUAAUUUACUGCAGAAUUAAAAUGAAUUUACAAUACAUUGAAAUUUUGACUAAUUUAUGAUGUUAAAAUCAAUAUACAAUGACACUUUUUGACAUACAUUUCAUACACUUGAUGUAGACUUGUUUUAUCGUCCUCUUGUUUCAAGAUCUUAUGAAACACAUUUUACUAAGCAAAAGCUGGGGAUGUCUGUCUGUUAUUUUGAUUACGUUGAUUUGAUAUUUUUAAUCCCCAUCGAAAAAAAAGGCAUGUUAGUGAAAAUAUGGUGUUUAUAGACGAAAUCAUUGUCCAUGUUAAACAGAACUGUGUGAAUUAACAUGAUCCAGGAUCCAGGGUCAACUAGUUUGGUCAUGAUUCAUUUGGAUUUUUCUAGGCAACUAGUGCCCGCAGAGCUUACCCCUGCUGGGAUGAGCCAGCCAUCAAAGCCAAGUUUGUGUUUACAUUGGUGGUGCCCAAAGACAGAUUAGCAUUAUCUAACAUGGCAAGUACAAUUUAAAAAGUAUACAAUUUUUUUAAAUAUAUUUUUCUAUAUCCUUUUUGGCCAUUGACUGCAGUGAUAUCAAGUAAUUUUAAUGUGACAGAAAGGUAUUCUAUGAACAGACUUUUGAGAUUGGCAUUGGUCUUCCACACCUGGCUGUGUGACACAAGGUUGCUGGUAUGAUCCCAGUCAAAACAGAUUGACAUUGGUCUGCCACACCUGGCUGUAAACACAAGUUUGCUCAAACAGCCUGUACACUAACAUACUCAUUCCUUCAACUUGCUCAAACAGCCUGUACACUAACAUACUCAUUCCUUCAACUUGCUCAAACAGCCUGUACACUAACAUACUCAUUCCUUCAACUUGCUCACACAGCCUGUACACUACCAUACUCAUUCCUUCAACUUGCUCAAACAGCCUGUACACUAACAUACUCAUUCCUUUAACUUGCUCACACAGCCUGUACACUACCAUACUCAUUCCUUCAACUUGCUCAAACAGCCUGUACACUAACAUACUCAUUCCUUCAACUUGCUCACACAGCCUGUACACUACCAUACUCAUUCCUUCAACUUGCUCACACAGCCUGUACACUACCAUACUCAUUCCUUCAACUUGCUCAAACAGCCUGUACACUACCAUACUCAUUCCUUCAACUUGCUCACACAGCCUGUACACUACCAUACUCAUUCUUCAACUUGCUCAAACAGCCUGUAGAUAAAGAGGAGCCAAGCCAAGAAAACAGUGCCCUCAAAGUUGUGACGUUUCAGACCACUCCUCUCAUGUCCACCUACCUGACAGCGUUUAUAGUAGGAGAAUACGAUCACUUAGAAGGGGUGACGUCGAAUGGCAUCCCUGUCAGGGUUUUCACGCCUCUUGGCAAACAGGACCAUGGCCAGUUUGCCCUGGAGGUGGCAAGCAAAGCUUUAUCCUAUUAUGAAUGGUAUUUUGGCAUCCCCUAUGGCCUUCCAAAGCUGGACCUCAUCACCCUCUCCGAGUUCGCCAUAGGUAAUUUGUUGGUUUGCUUUUUCUUUUUCUUUCAGCAUAGUUAAAUUAAAUUAAUUAAUGACACAAAGUACCUGUACAAGUGCUGAGCCAUUUUAGGUCGGUGCAGAAUAAAAAUUUAAUCAAAACAUUUUGUACAUUUUUGUAUGUCACAUUUUCAAAUUAACAAAAUAAUUUUGGAAUUUGGAUUGGGCUAACCAUAAGAGACUGUGAUAAAUCAUACUGAAAUAAGUUGUGUAAAUAAAACAGUAUAUGUACUUUUAUUGAUUUGGAAACAAAAUACAAAUAUAAAUGUUACGGCUAAUGCCUUCAUCCAUACAACAAAUAAUAUUAAUGCAAAUUAAACUCUACGUAUCUGCCUAUUACUAUUAUUAUUAAGAAAAUAAAAUUAUUUGAAAGAUUUCUAUAUUUCAACUCACCACUUGUCCGUCUCAAUGUUCAAGGCUGAAGAAGACGCCAUUUUUUAAUAUAGUCUCAGCUAAAGUCUGCGUACUCAAAAAGUAGAAUAUCCAUUCAAUAAUUUAAUCCGAAGUAAGUAAAACGAGUACUUUGGACAGUGCCAUCUACAGGAGUUGUUAGUUCACAAUGAAUGAUGACUCAGAUUUCCACAGGAGCAAUGGAGAACUGGGGUCUCAUCACUUAUAGAGAGACGGCCUUGCUGGUGGACCCUAAGAACUCGUCUGCUUUCAGAAAGCAAGUUGUCUCCCUUAUUGUUGCCCAUGAACUCUCUCACAACUGGUUUGGAAAUCUGGUCACAAUGGUAAGCUCUAGGAGUUACGAAACAAUGGUAAGCUCUAGGAGUUACGAAACAAUGGUAAGCUCUAGGAGUUACGAAACAAUGGUAAGCUCUAGGAGUUACGAAACAAUGGUAAGCUCUAGGAGUUACGAAACAAUGGUAAGCUCUGGGAGUUACGAAACAAUGGUAAGCUCUAGGAAUUACGAAACAAUGGUAAGCUCUGGGAGUUAUGAAACAAUGGUAAGCUCUGGGAGUUACGAAACAAUGGUAAGCUCUAGGAGUUACGAAACAAUGGUAAGCUCUAGGAGUUAAGAAACAAUGGUAAGCUCUAGGAGUUACGAAACAAUGGUAAGCUCUGGGAGUUACGAAACAAUGGUAAGCUCUAGGAUUUACGAAACAAUGGUAAGCUCUAGGAGUUACGAAACAAUGGUAAGCUCUAGGAGUUGCGAAACAAUGGUAAGUUCUAGGAGUUACGAAACAAUGGUAAGCUCUAGGAGUUACGAAACAAUGGUAAGCUCUGGGAGUUACGAAACAAUGGUAAGCUCUAGGAGUUACGAAACAAUGGUAAAUGGUAAGCUCUAGGAGUUACGAAACAAUGGUAAGCUCUAGGAGUUACGAAACAAUGGUAAGCUCUAGGAGUUACGAAACAAUGGUAAGCUCUAGGAGCUACAAAACAAUGGUAACAUCAUUAGCCAGGAUUUUUUUUUUUUCAUUAUGUUAAAAACCAAAAAGAAAAGGGACAACGCCAGGUUGAAUUUAUUAAUCCAAUUGUUCAGUUACACCUGAGCAAAUGAUGCUGCUUCAGAAAAUGCUUCACAUGGAUUAAAUACAAGUCUUUAAGAACAAAGGCUGUGACACACUUCUCAGGGAUUAAAUACAAGUCUUUAAGAACAAAGGUUGUGACACACUUCUCAGGGAUUAAAUACAAGCCUGUAAGAGCAAAGGCUGUGACACACUUCUCAGGGAUUAAAUACAAGUCUUUAAGAACAAAGGUUGUGACACACUUCUCAGGGAUUAAAUACAAGCCUGUAAGAACAAAGGCUGUGACACACUUCUCAGGGAUUAAAUACAAGCCUGGAAGAACAAAGGCUGUGACACACUUCUCAGGGAUUAAAUACAAGCCUGGAAGAACAAAGGCUGUGACACACUUCUCAGGGAUUAAAUACAAGCCUGGAAGAACAAAGGCUGUGACACACUUCUCAGGGAUUAAAUACAAGCCUGUAAGAGCAAAGGUUGUGACACACUUCUCAGGGAUUAAAUACAAGCCUGUAAGAGAAAAGGUUGUGACACACUUCUCAGGGAUUAAAUACAAGCCUGUAAGAGAAAAGGUUGUGACACACUUCUCAGGGAUUAAAUACAAGCCUGUAAGAGAAAUGCUGUGAAAGAAUUUGAAGAAAAAAAAAUUUGGAAUGUGUAUGUGGGUUACAAAAAAAAGUGUAACUCAAGACAAAAGCAUUACUUCCUUCUCUAGGCUGACAAUGGUUGCUUCACUUUUUUAGUAGGAUUUGUGAUGUUUUAUUAUAAGAAAUCAACUUUUCUCUGCCUGCCUCAGUCAAUAUUUUUCUUAUUAAAUCACUUAAAUGCUCAUUCUUAAUUGUAAUAUUUUUUGUAAAAGAUUGUGUGAUUUAAAAAUUAUUUUUUUACUAAAAUUUUAAAGCUUUGUGGCUUAGACCUGCCCAUGACAUGCCUGACACACCUGACCCACCUGCCCAUGACAUGCCUGACCAGCCUGACCCACCUGCCCAUGACCUGCCUGACCCACCUGCCCAUGACAUGCCUGACCAGCCUGACCCACCUUCCCAUGACCAGCCUGACCCACCUUCCCAUGACCAGCCUGACCCACCUUCCCAUGACCUGCCUGAUGCACCUGCCCCACCUGCCCGAUGCACCUGUCCCACCUGCCCAUGACAUGCUUGUCCCACCUGCUCAUGACAUGCCUGACCCCCAGACACUGGUGUCAAGUUACUUUCAUGCACCUUCUCAUAUAUUUCAGCUCAUUGAAUUUUACUAUUAAAAAAUGUAAAGAUAUAUCUCUGGCUUCCACUGUAACAGGAAUGGUGGACAGAUCUUUGGCUCAAAGAAGGCUUUGCCACAUGGAUUGAAUACCAGUGUGUUGAUGCACUUUACCCUGAGUUCAAUAUUUGGAAGCAGUUUAUCAAAGCUGAACAGAGCAGAGCUUUAGAGUUAGAUGCCCUUGACAGUAGCCAUCCUGUUGAGGUAUUUAAUUUUUUUUUUUUUAAAUAGCCAUGGCAACUUAAUUUUAAGUAAGUUCAUGCCACUACAUUAAAAUAAUGCUAAAAAAAAAAAAAACUAAUGUACUAUUAAAAUUUUAAACAUAAGCCACUACAUUAAAAUAAUGCUAAAAAAAAAAAGAACUAAUGUACUGUGAAAAUUUUAAACAUAAUCAUUGAAGUUGCACAGGAAGUGGAUGUUUAAUGAGGAACAGAUGAACUGAUUUAUUUUCAUCUAAAUUUUACUGCCAUCCAUUAGAUUUCCACAUCAACUGACAUAUCCUACACAAUUGAAAACAAAUUCCAAGCUCUUCCUUCUCAAUGCCUUAUAUAAAAUUCAACUAUAAGGCAAGUGGAAGAGAAUGCUGUGGUGAUGCAGGGGGGGAACAAACAGGGGCAUCAACUCUCAAACCAGUUUGUUAAGUUUGAGUUUUUAAAAUGAUAAAAUGUCCUAUUCACAACAAUUUUCAUCAGAAAUCUCAUUUUGCCAGGUUCAAGUUGGAAGUCCCAGUGAGAUAGAUGAGAUAUUUGAUGAAAUCUCUUACUGUAAAGGAGCCUGUCUGAUCAGGAUGUUACAGUCUUUCAUUGGGAACGAGGUGUGUCUCUAUAUUAAGUCAAUAAAUAAAAAUCAUUAAUUUCUGAACUUCAUUAUCCCUGCUCAAGUUUGUUAAUCUACCAAAUAAAUAAUUUUAAAAUUUUGGCAACUCUAAAUUUCAAACUUAUUCCCCACAUACAAGCAAGAAAAUAAUGGAUGAUUCCCUUUAGAGUGUUGUAAACUCAACAAAAUAAUGGAUUAUUCCAUUAGAGUGCUGUAAACUCAACAAAAUAAUGGAUUAUUACCUUUAGAGUGCUGUAAACUCAACAAAAUAAUGGAUUAUUACCUUUAGAGUGCUGUAAACUCAACAAAAUAAUGGAUUAUUACCUUUAGUGUGCUGUAAACUCAACUAAAUAAUGGAUUAUUACCUUUAGAGUGCUGUAAACUCAACAAAAUAAUGGAUUAUUACCUUUAGAGUGCUGUAAACUCAACAAAAUAAUGGAUUAUUACAUUUAGAGUGCUGUAAACUCAACAAAAUAAUGGAUUAUUACCUUUAGAGUGCUGUAAACUCAACAAAAUAAUGGAUUAUUACAUUUAGAGUGCUGUAAACUCAACAAAAUAAUGGAUUAUUACCUUUAGAGUGCUGUAAACUCAACAAAAUAAUGGAUUAUUACCUUUAGAGUGCUGUAAACUCAACAAAAUAAUGGAUUAUUACCUUUAGAGUGCUGUAAACUCAACAAAAUAAUGGAUUAUUACCUUUAGAGUGCUGUAAACUCAACAAAAUAAUGGAUUAUUACCUUUAGAGUGCUGUAAACUCAACAAAAUAAUGGAUUAUUACCUUUAGAGUGCUGUAAACUCAACAAAAUAAUGGAUGAUUACCUUUAGAGUGCUGUAAACUCAACAAAAUAAUGGAUUAUUACCUUUAGAGUGCUGUAAACUCAACAAAAUAAUGGAUUAUUACCUUUAGAGUGCUGUAAACUCAACAAAAUAAUGGAUUAUUCCCUUUAGAGUGCUGUAAACUCAACAAAAUAAUGGAUUAUUCCCUUUAGAGUGCUGUAAACUCAACAAAAUAAUGGAUUAUUCCCUUUAGAGUGCUGUAAACUCAACAAAAUAAUGGAUUAUUACCUUUAGAGUGCUGUAAACUCAACAAAACAGCAAGACUCAUUUAUUGGGAGUGCACACAAAAUAUAUAGACUAUAAAAUCCAUUUGCCUUGUAAUUUAACAUCAAGAGGAUAAGUGAAGCUUACCUCUUGUGGAAUAGUGGAGAAAAAAUUAUCUGCAAUGUUUAGAGAAGCAUUAAUGAAUUACUUGGACAGAUUUGUUGACAAAAAUAUUGUGUCUCGAAGUGAAAUGACAGAUUAUAUCUUUAAAUUAAUUAUUCAUUUAUUCUUGGCCUAAAAUCACAUUCUAUUUUGUAGACAAAUUGUAAACAUGUGAUCCAGGUUGUCUGAGACAUUGUCACUUUUAUUUGCCCAACCUGGAUAUAUCCAAUACUUAUCUCCAGAAUUUUCGCCAAGGCAUGAAGCUUUACCUAAAUGAACACAAGUUUAGAAAUACAAACACUAAAGACAUGUGGGCUGCUAUGUCCAAGGCCAGUGGUCAAAAUAUUGGUGCAGUCAUGGAUACCUGGACAAAACAGACAGGGUUUCCUCUACUCAAGGUAAUUAUCAUGUAUUUUUCAAGUAGCAUUAUCAUAUUCUAGGAUUUUGUUUUCAAAUCCAAAUUUACUUCUGGCAUAGGGUACGAGAAAUGUGGUCUCUCCUCUAUACAACGUGCCAUAUACCUUCUUUAUUGUUUCAGGUCAAAGAAAUAAUUGAUCCAAGCUCAACCAUCCGUCAGGUUAUCUUAACUCAGGAAAAAUUGGCAUCACAAGCUCCAUCAUCAAGUACUCUUUUUUUUUUUCAAAUAUUUGCUAGUUAUUUGUUAAAAUAUACCCUAUUCAACAUCAGAUUUUUUGAAAGAUAAGUUUCCAAUUUAAAUAUUUGGUCUUUUAGUUAGACACUAUUGUUUUGAAAGUGCUAUUGGUCUUUAUUAGAUCAUAACAUAGAAUUGAUCAAUGAUUGAUUUUUUUUUAUUUUUUUUUUUUGGAAAUGUAAUAAUUACUGAUAAUCAUACAAUAAAUAAAAAUUUAACUAAGUGCAAUAAAAUAUUUACCUGUAUUAUGAACCAAAUCCUAUUGCUGCCUUUGUUUCAUUCUUUCUUAAAGCAGGUGGCGCUUCUAAUCAUAGUUGGAUUGUCCCCUACUCUCUAACAUCAACCAAUAGUCCUGAUGUUCCAGUGGUGAAAGGUCUUUUAGAAAAUUCCAAUGUAAAGUUUGAAAUCUCUAACUGCAGUCCAAAUGACUGGAUAAGAGUAUGUAUUCGAUUAGUACUGAGAGAAGAAUUUCUACCUGUUAAAUUAAAAUUGUUUCAUCUAUAAGUAACCAUUAUUGGCUUCUUUUGCUUUUAACGAUUUUAAAAUGCUUAAAAAAAGUUUUCUUGGUUUAAUUUUAACACUUUUAAAUUUUUAUUUUUUUAUGACAAUAUUCAAAUGUUUUAAAAAGUUAUUAAAUGGAUAAAAAUUAUCUGACACCUCAUUAAUGGAAAGAGAGGGCUACUUCUUGAUUUAAUAUAGUAAAGACAGAAUAUAAAGAAUUUUUUUAUAUAAUUAUUUCAUUACAUUCAAACUUAAGAUAUUUAUUUUUUCCAAGAGGCUUAGUCAAAUUUGUUUCGGAAAUUGAGUUAUGGUUACUGAUGAUUUUUUUAAUGUUGAGUACAUAUCAAAUGAGGCAGAAAGGAUUAUGUCCCCUUUAUUUUCUACUUGAAAUCUUUAGGGAACUAAGUUUUUUCUUAUUUUCUCAAAAGUUGUACGUUUUGACCUGGCCUCUGUGGUCUAAACGCUUUUCAAUAGAAAAAAAUGAGUCUUUACUGCUGAUAAAGUCCAAGCAUUUCAUUGGCAGGUCAAUCCUGGGCAGGUCACAUUUUGCCAUGUCCAGUAUGAACCGGAUUCUUUGCAGAGGCUUGUAGCAGACUUAGAGAAAGAUCUCCUGUCACCAGAGAACAGAAUAGGUUUACUCAUUGAUCUCUUUGCUUUGGUAAGGAAAUCAAAAGACUUUUUUUCUCAGUUAUCAUUUUGAAUUUGCUUUCACCUAAUUAUUUCUGUACAAGUUUUCUUUGGGUUCUUUCCACUUAACAUUUUCAAAACCCAAAUAAUGAGAAGUACCCAGGCUCUUUUGUCCAUUAAAAUCAAACAAGAUCAUGUAAUGAUGCAACAUUGUAAGUAUUUCAUAGUAAAGAAUCAUUUCUUCCCGUCUCAACUUUGAUAUACAGAACAGUUAUUACAAUAUUUAUAAAACUAAUAGUGUGAUAACAGCUGAAUGCAAAGAUUAGUUACAAAUGAAUUCUGUUCUUUAUUCCCUCUUAAGUGCAGGGCUAACUACACUAGCGUUGUUGACGUACUCAAAAUCACAGAACAUUUUCGAUCUGAAAAAGAUUUUGCGGUAUGCAGCAAGUUAGCCAGUGGUCUGUCGGGUUUGUCUCCCCUUGUGCAGCACAUAAGUGAGGGAAGUGACCAGUGUUUCAAAAAUUUUAUGUGCAAGACUUUCAAGAAGAUAGGUGAAAGGUUGGGCUGGGACGAUUCAGACAAUGACAGUAAGUUCUUUUAAUUUUUUUAAAUAUUGUCUUACAGCUGCACUAUAGAAAUGAGAAACAAUGUUUCCUAGAGUAUACAAUUAAGACCAUAAACUAUGUUUUUAUGAUGGCCUUGCUUUCUGAUAUCUAUAAAAAAAAUGUAAAGGUCAUUUAUAUAGUAAAAGAAUUAAAAAUACUUUUGUUUCAUCUAACCAUAAAGUCAUAUUUUUUAAAUGUCUUUAUAGGCCACUCCACUAAGCUUUUGAGAGAGCAAGUCCUGAUACAACUUGGCCUUGCCAAAGAUCAAGAAACUAUUGAUGAAGCUCUCAGACGUUUUAGAGAUCACUGUACUGGGAAAAGUCAUCUAUCUGCAAACAUUAAAACACCUGUUGGUUUAAAUUAUACAACAAUAUAUCUUAUAAUUGUUGGUUUUCUUCUUCUUCUUCUAUAUCUUAAGGGCCCACGAUCAAUUUAUUGAUCACUUUGGCUCCUAUGCAUGUAGAUGGGAUUUGUAAUGUUUCUGUUCCUGGUGUUGAUGAGGAAAUUUCACUGAUUUUAAUUAUACAACAAUAAAUCUUAUACAUUUUUUUUACAAUUAUUAAUCACCCACAUUUUUUAAAAAUUGAAAUAGCAUGUUUAUAUAAUUUAUUAAAAUUUAAGUGAGAGUGCAGCAAUUAAAUACCACCUAUAAAUAGUUUUUGACAUAUUUUUUAAAUAUAUAAAUUAAAUUAAAUACAAUACAUUUUUCAAACUUUUAAAGCAGCCUGUUAAUUUGUUUAAAUAUUUUAAAACCCUUGAAAGCAUGCAAUUUGUAGUUGAAAGGAAUUGAAAUUUUGCACUAGCUCACUUACUUGGUUUAUUGCUGAGACUUGUUCCCCUCAUAAAUUUUAGAGCUGUGUAAGUCUCUCAAACCCAAAGAAAAUCAAAAUAAUUUAAUAAGAAUAAAUGUUAUCUGUGUGGUUUUUUUUAGGUCUACAUAACAGUAUUGACCAAUGGGGGCAAAGAUGUGUUUGACACUCUCAUGAAGGUAUUUAACUGAUUUGUAUGUCGUGUUGGUCUGUUUACACUUUUAUCACUCUCACCAGCUUUAUUUAAUUCAUUCUCAAAUAUUUGCCAAUUGAAAUUUUAUCACUUUACUUUAAUGUAUCUUUCUAAAUAUUUUUUUUUGAUACAAUCUAAAGGGAAGGUUUAAAUUAAUUAUGGCAUAAUUAAAUAUAUUUUCAAUUUAAAAAUGUCAUUGCUUAUAAAGGAUUCUUGAUCUAUAAAUAUGAUGAUUGCAGUUAAAGGCAAACAAUUUAUUUCAUGUUGAAUCAUAUAAACGUUCCUCUUUGCCCCUAACAGAUGCAUGACCUUGAAAAUUCCUUAGAAGAAAAGAACCGUAUCUCAAAAAUAUUGGGAAUGGUUUCUGAUGAGCAUCUGAUAAGAGAAGUUCUGGCAUUUUCACUCUCUGUGAGUUUUAGUUGGUCAAAAUUGAUUAAAUUAUUAGGGGAAAAGGAAGAAAGUGGCUGUUGAGAAAAUUAUUUAUUAGCCUUAUAAGAAUGACAGUGCAAAUACAAAGUUGAUUUUUUUAAAAAGGGGAAUGAAGAUUUAUGGUUUAAAUACUAUAUCAGGCAUUUAGGAAAGCACAACAAAAUGAAUGAUUAUGAUCAGUCACUAUUUAUUUUAUUUUUUUAAAACUCAUUCACUGUUGUGAAGAUUUUACUUGCCAUGAUCCCUUAGUAGAAAUCCUAUGGUCAAAAAGCCAUCACUAAAAGGGGCCUUAAUCUAACAUUCUUUUUCACUUUGUUGCUUUAUGGCCUUUCUCCAAGUGCACUUUUUUUUUAUCUAUGUCGGACAAAAGUCUAGGGUGUACAUGAAAAUGUAACUUUUUACAAAUCUUUAACAAAUUUUAGUCAUUUACACAGACAGAAACCAGUUUUUUAUGUUAUAUAUGCAUAUAUAGUUCACUAGGAUGUAUUGUGCAUAGCAGAUUUAUCCCUGUGAUUAUUAUUAUUUCAUUAUAAAUAGGACAAAGUUAGAAACCAAGACACUAUAGGUGUUUUGCAUGGUGCAACACAUAGUUUGCAAGGUAGACAACUAGUCUGGAAUUUCAUACAAGACAACUGGCAAGAGUUGAACAGACGUUAUGGAUCUGGCACCAUGCUUGGUAAACUUAUCAAAGUAAGAAUAGGAUGUUUUGUCAUUCAAGUUGUGUGUUAAUUUUGUUUGUUUAAACUAGACAGCUAGCUUCACUGGCUGCCGCUCACAUGUCUUAUAAGCUGAUGAUUGCUGUGGGUUUUUUAUGAAGUGCAAUUUUCUUGGCCAACUAUAACAUUGUCAAAAAUAAUUUGACACCCUAGGCAGCCUCUCAGCUCCUUUAUUUCAUUAUUACGUUUUUUAAAUAAAUGUCCCAUGGAAUUUUAAACUGAAAGUAUUACAGUAUUUAAUUUUAUGUCAGUCUGUGAAUGUUGUAUCCUUGCUCUGUGUCCCUAACUGUUUUCACACAUCCACAUAUCCAUUUACAGAUAUCCACUGAUGGUGUGUGCUGUGCUAAUAGAGUUAAAGAGAUAGUGGUAAGUAUAUAGUAUAAUAUUCCUUCCUUUUAACAGAUCACUCCAUUAAUGUUUUGUGGAUAAUGGUGCGCAUGGGUUGGGGGAACAUCUUGACAAUAUUUAAGGACACAUUUUUUGGUAGGUAUAAGAAUUUUUAGAUUGUUGUUAACAAUUAUAUUUUUUAAUCUAAGGGUUCUAACCAAUCCGUUUGAAUUUUUGUUAUAGUUAUAUUCAUGAUCAAGUGAUAUCUUAAAUCUUGAGCUGAUGUAGUUUCCAUUGUUUCAACUGUGAUCAUCACUUUUAAUUCCUUUCAUUUUGAGAUAAUUUUUUUUUAUCUUUUUCGGCCUCUGUGUUUGGUGGCUUUCAUAGAAUAUUAUUGAAAAUAAAUUGAGAAAAUUGUUAAAAAAUUUUUUGGGUGCUUACUUUGAUAGAUCUAGACAUUUAAUUCUUUUAUAUUUAAAAAUAAAGAUUUAGAGUUGACGUAGUUGACCAAUUAAUCAGAUUGAAAAAGAAAGUAAAAGCUGCUUCCCUUUAAACAUUAAAAAUUGUUAAAAUAAAGAAGUUUUUUAGUAAAAAUUGCUCAAGUAACAAAUGAGGCGGAGGGGGGCAGUCCAAAAUUAGUAAGUGUAACUACAAGGAAGGGGGGGGGGGGAGAGAGUUUUUUUUUAAAAAGAAUUUAAAGAAAUAAGGAAUUACUAAAUGACUACAACUAUUUGAAUGACAUGUGAUACUAUAAUUAUAACUAUAAUACUAUCGAAAACUAUUGCACUAAUAUUUUGUAUACAAAUAACAGGCUUUCUUUGAAGUUCAUGAAGCCAGAAGUGCGCAGAGGGCCAUUCAACAAGGUCUGGAACAUAUAGCAGCCAACGUGUCCUUGGUGCAUCAUCAAGGGAAAAUCUUGCUAGACUAUUUAACAAGUUACUGAAUCAAAACAUUAUUUUGCUUCUAAGCUAUCUGUUGCUAAUUGUAAAUUAAUUUCUAAGAAUGUAGUACUGUAUCAUGUUUUUAACUAUUAGAGAGAUGUGGGAAAUACAUACAAGUUUUAAGUUCCUCUACCUAAUGGGUUGCAUAUUUUUUUACCACUUUAUACCUGUCUAUUAUUUGAUAUAAUUCAGACCCUGUACUCAGAUUAUUGUAAGGUAAAAAAACUGAAAUGAUGUUGAAAAAUCCUUUAUCUGAAUUUUUUGAAGUUUUUAAUCAGUUUUUUUUUUUAUGGUUCUAGUUCUAGUUUUUUUUUUAUAUAGAUCUAUUUUAUUUUUUGUAUUACAUUUUAAAAUUUUAAUGUUAGCCA